Phytophthora nicotianae INRA-310 is the source of this 3381-nucleotide messenger RNA. RefSeq lists its product as hypothetical. NCBI's taxonomy places the organism in Eukaryota, Oomycota, Peronosporomycetes, Peronosporales, Peronosporaceae. The record is from RefSeq and is a predicted model, not a curated record. The transcript has a single exon. Bases 68 to 3334 code for a protein of 1088 amino acids.
AUCCCGAAGCACACACUGUAAACUAUAUUAGUCACGAGCUACCCCGCAGAAGUACUAGCACUCGCUCAUGGUGCUCCAGUCGAUAACGACUAUUCUCCAACUUGUAGCAAUCACGGUGCUCCUUGUUGUUCCAAGAGUUGCUUCAGACGAUGCUGUACAACUAAGCGAGUCUUUUGGAGGUCCUCACGGUAACGAUUUCUCGGACCAAGCCGCAGUUGUAUCCGGGCAAACCGUCACCUCUGUCACCAUCCGGGCAGGCGAUCGCGUCGACGGUGUUUCUUUAGUGAUAUCUGGACCAACAGCUCAAACUUUUACUCAUGGUGGAACUGGCGGCACGGACAAUACUCUCACCCUUGCAGCAGGUGAACACAUCACAUCGAUGGAGGCCCAUUGGGACAAGAAAGACGACCACACACGCGUUUUCUACCUCAGUUUCAGUACGAGUGCUGGCAACACCGUCUCAGGAGGAACUCAGACAGACUCGACAGGGUCGGCCACAGCUCCAGCAGGUUACCAGUUAGGAGGUUUCUUCGGUCGAGACGGCGAUGAAAUCGAUCUGCUAGGUGCCAUUUGGUCGAGUGUUACUGCUGCAGAUACUGCACCAGGUACGGUGGUCCCACCGGAUAUUCCAGACACUAGCACAACGGCACCUGUGGCUCAAGCUACAACAGAACCCAGUACACCCGGCCCCAUAUCACAGACCUCUCUUGAUCCGACAUCGUCUGGUUCAGCAGCAGUAGCUCCUCCAGCUUCAUCGGCAGGGUCAGGAUCAGCAGUUCCGGUUCCAUCAGGCUCUGCAACUAGUGGCUCAUUGGAGGUGUCAGCAUCGCCAACUCCAGCUCCAGCACCCAAAGCCUCCGGACCUGCUGUGCAGUUGAGUGAAACCUUCGGUGGUCCUCACGGCAACGAGUUUUCGGACCAAGCUGCAGCGGUAUCGGGACAAACAAUCACUUCACUUACUGUUCGAGGAGCUGCUCGAAUCGAUGGCUUCACGUUGGAAGUGUCAGCUCCUACAGCUCAAACAUUCACACACGGUGGAACCGGUGGAGACCCGUACACACAGAAGCUGGGAGCAGGUGAAUACAUCACUUCCAUGGAGGUGCAUUGGGGGCAAAAGGAGGGCCAUACUCGAGUCUUCUACCUUAACUUCGGAACGAGUGCUGGUAACUCAGUCUCAGCAGGAACACAAACCGACGAGAAGGGCUCUGUUACAGCACCUGACGGUUAUCAGUUGGGUGGGUUUUUUGGCCGUGACGGUGAUGAGAUUGAUCUUCUGGGUGUAGUGUGGACUAGUAUUGCGGUUGUCGAUGAUACAGCCACUACAGCAGGCUCUGGUAGCACGGCAGCGGCCGUGACAGAUGAAGAUAUUGUCCUCAGCGCACUAUACGGGGGACCGCACGGUAACGCAUUCUCGGAUAUCGACUCGAUCAAAUUUACGCAGACUGUAAGCUCCAUUACUCUCCGCUCGGACAAGCGCGUGGACGCAAUUACACUGCAGAUCACGACUCCAGCAGAGGUGACAAUGAACCAUGGAGGAACUGGAGGCAGUGACAAGACGCUCACUCUGGGUCCUGGAGAAUAUAUCACGUCGAUGGAGGCACAUUGGGGAAAGAAAGACGACCACACGCGGGUUUUCUAUCUGAAGUUCACAACGAGUGCUGGAAAUUCAAUCGAAGGAGGAACCACGACGGAUGAUAAUGCCGUAGCGAAAGCUCCUGAUGGCUUCCAACUCGCAGGGUUUUACGGACGUGCUGAAGAUGAAGUUGAUCAGAUCGGAGCGAUCUGGACGAGAAUUUCCGCCAAAGAUUUAUCGCUUACAGAUGAGGAGGAGAGUUCGGGAUCUGGUGUUUUGUUUGGAACUACGAUUCGCAAUUGGGUAGGCCCCACUAUCGGACAACACAGUGAUACCGCGUGCUACCGGAAAUCGGUUGAUUUCGACAGCAACAACAUUUGUCCGUUGGGCUAUGGCAAAGAGGAUACAAACUGCCAGGCUCAGUGCCCGCUUUCCUAUCCAAUUCAAUGCUCGUUGGAGUGUAUCCCUCAAAACGAUGACUGUGUACUUGAAGCGCUGUCCAAAAUCGGGUCUGUCGUAGCCGUGGCGUUGAAUGCGGCUACUGGAGGAGUGUUCGGAGACAUCUUAGCGGCCUAUAAGACUGCAAAGUGGGCAGUGACCUGCGCUGCUAACGUCGUUAACGUGGUCCGAGGACUUAUUUAUUAUCUUCGAUACCGACAAACCACGGCGCCUCAAGGAGAUACCGCAGAGCUACUCACUGCAGCUUAUCAAACGGACGUCGUGGUGUACGAUCUCCCUGUGGCUGUGUGUGCCUGUCUCGGCUUACCUGUACCCAAGAAUGCCAAAUUUGCGGACAUGGUACUCGUAAUUGUCGAAGGUAUCGUGAAACAGGCGAUCACUAAUGGCGAUGAGAUCAUCUCAACGGGUGAAAAUGUACUCAAGCUACUUACAGGCACUGGUGCACUGAACGGCACAGAUAUGACAACAGUUGACGAUCUCCAAGACCUGAUCAACACGAAUUCCAGCUGCGGUUACGAACUCAAGCGCCUCACCGACCACGUCAUUCGCCAGGUCAAUGAUGUACGCAAUUCGACACCUGAUGCCUCUCCUAACGACGUUCGUGUGAAGGUUUAUAAAUCCUCAAUUGUGAUGAAUGACAUCCCUGCUGUCACAAAUCUAUGUAUGGGGGAACUUCUCGGCAACAAGACGAUUACUGCUGCCUUCGAGACUCGCGAUAUGCUUCGAAAGACGUUCGGGGUGAUCGUCGAUCAGCUCAUUGAUACUGGCACCACCGAUAUGGGGAAGGAUGUGGCUAAGGACGAUUACAUGCUGAAGGUGGCCAAUAUGGGUCUUGUGGUAUUGUCGACAAUUGAUCCGACUGGUAUCGCGUAUAUGGCGUCUCAGUUCGUCCAACCGAUCUGUGGACCAACAGCGUAUCUAGGCGAGAUAGACGAUGGAAGACUAUCUGAUGCGCUCGGGCUAACAACAGUGGAUGAAGCAUUCGUUGGAAGUUAUGGUACGUGGACGAAGAAAGGAGACGGUGUCGUCCACCUCAUCUUGGAGAGCGUGGAUAUCUAUGACGUGAAGGUGGUGGUUCACUCGGGCGGUGAUAAAUACGCAGAAGUUAAAGUAGGAGCUGGUGAAACUGUGACUUGGGAUGCCACAAUUCCAGAGUUGCAGGACAAAACUCUUUAUCUGGAUCGCUGGCGUCCGGGAAUUCUAGGUUUACCUGGUUCGGGAGGUGGAUCGCUUUUACUAUGGGUCCCACGAUCGUCUGAAGGCGGCCACCUGGAGAUGCAUGUUCGGAUCAACCCCAGCUAAGCCAGUGUCGACAAUGUCGAUGAUGCCGUCAUUUGUGUAGUAGUGUG